AUGCUGGCCCUUGUCUACUUUGUGGCCCUGCCUGCCAUCUCCGCUGACCUCAUCUCGGCCGAUGCCAGGCGUGCAUUUGCUGAGGUGGAUCCAUUCAACCCAGACAACUGUCCACGCCUUUUGUGGGCCAGCUUUGCCUUUGUGAACAACAUGUUGCCGUUUGCCGGCUGCGCGAGCCACACAUGGAGCACAGCGGUGCAGAUGCAGUUCUUCCUUCUGGCGCCGCUCUGCCUGCUGCUGCUGCGGCCAAAGUCCCCGGGAUUCAGGGUGAGGGUGGGGUGGGCAGCGGCUGCCACAAUAGCAGCGGUGCUUGGCCAUCGGGGGCAUGUAAUGAAUAGAAUCCAGCUGUGGAAGCUGAUCCCGGUGCCCUUCUAUGGGCCCUUCACAGCAGAGACCCAGGCCAAGAUGUACUACAUGUGGAGCGCCUCAUAUCUGUCCCUCGCCUCACACCUUGGCUCGAUGUGUCUUGGAGUGCUGGCCUACCUGGCCCUCUCAUCCACCACUUCUGUGAGGUGGCUUGCCAGGAGCGCCAUCAGGCAGUGA
Messenger RNA from Coccomyxa subellipsoidea C-169, 543 nucleotides. RefSeq lists its product as hypothetical. The record is from RefSeq and is a predicted model, not a curated record. Bases 1 to 543 code for a protein of 180 amino acids. The transcript has 4 exons. Lineage: Eukaryota; Viridiplantae; Chlorophyta; Trebouxiophyceae; Coccomyxaceae.